AAAUGAAAACUCCGGCAGUCUGGUGAACUUUUCCUGAGUGACAGGAUCCUCUCGGGCUGUGGACUGACAGUUUGACGGAGAGAUUAAGUCGUGGGAUUCAUUACAAGUCUGCAGCUAUGGGACCUUUGUAGCUAUGUUAUAUAAAAUAUUACCCAGUCAUUCAUUUUCAACUUUUACUACUACGUUUCUGAGUCUUGCGCGAUGGAGCCUGGAGCGGGACGAGGCGACGGGAUCCUCCAUGCGCUUUGGGGACCGAGGAUGUGUGUGUGAAAUUGGACAGACUGGGGUCAGUCAUGGAGCCUGAGCUGAACUGCAGCUCCCAGUGUGAUUCCCCACUCUGCUUCAUCCACUCAGGAGUCAACAGGCAGGAGGGCCUCAAUAUUCUGCAGAGACUAUGUGGCCUCAGCACGAUGGAGGUGGAGCUCCCUACGUGGUCUCUCUCGCCGGUGUUAAGUGCUGUGGCGUGGACGCUGCUCUCCUGUGGCAUCCUGCUGGCUUUCUGCUUCCUCCUCUUCACCCUGCGCUUCAAAAACAACAGGAUAGUGAAGAUGUCCAGUCCCAACCUGAAUGUCCUGACUCUCUUUGGAAGUGUCCUCACCUACAGCAGCGCCUUCCUAUUUGCCGUCGACGAACAAACACACUCACAAGCUGGAGUGUCUACAGCUGUGCUACAAGCUCGGAUGUGGACUCUGUGUGUCGGUAGUACCCUGGUGUUUGGCCCAAUUUUGGGGAAGACAUGGAGACUGUACAGAGUGUUCACCCAGCGAGUGCCUGACAAGAGAGUGAUCAUCCGAGACAUCCAGCUGAUGGGCAUGGUGGCUCUUUUGAUCCUGGUGGACAUGCUGGUUCUCACUGCCUGGAACCUCUCAGACCCAAUCAGGUGUUCACGAUCUGUAGGCGCUGUUGUCAAGGUGGUGGAGAGAGACAUUUCCUACUCUUUGUCAAGGCUGAACACUUGUGCGUCUGUAUACUCGGAUCUGUGGGUUAUCAUCAUUGCUGUUCAGAAGGGUUGUCUUCUUCUCUAUGGGACUUAUCUAGCAGGGCUGACCAGCAAUGUCAGCCACCCUCCAGUCAACCAAUCUCCCACCAUCAUAACAGUCGUCACUUUGGUCACCCUCUCCUCGGCUGUGGCCGUUCCUGUGUCCAUCUUCCUGCAGGCCUGGCCCAACCUGGUCUACAGCACUGUGGCUGGAGCCAUUUUCAUCUGCACACUGGCUACAAACUGCAUGUUGUUUGUGCCUCAGCUGACCCAGUGGCGGCAGUUUGAAGAGGAUCAGAACAACCCAAGUCAGAUGGCCAAGUAUUUCAGCAGCCCCAGUAAGAGCCAGCCCUCGGUGUACAGCCAGGAUGAGAUCUACUACCUGCUGGGGGAGAACAGCUCCAUGAAAAAACUCAUUAAUGAGAAGAACGCUGUCAUCGACAGUCUGCAGGAGCAGGUGAGCAACGCCAAGGAUAAACUCCUGCGACUCAUGUCAGCCAGCCAGCCGGCCCCCGAGGACCAGGACAUGGACUCCUCCAACACCAACCUCAACUCCUCCUGUACUCAGACCACAGAGAUUCAGUCUGACGGUCCCUCUUCUUCUUCUCUACCUCAGAGAGACACUAAAUCCCAAUUUUUACCAUCAAAUCUCUCCCCUCACCUCACUGCUGCUGCUGCUUCAUCUUCUGCUGUUACACUGUCCUCUGAGCCAACCUCUGCUCCAAACUCCUCAACCCCUAACGCUGCUUCAUCUCCUUUCCCCGAUAAUAUUUAUGCAGGUGAAAACCAGAGAGGUGUGUCUAACGCUGGCCCUAGAGACACAGCUGAGUCCAUAACAGGGGAGGACCUCAAACAGCCCUUGCCCCCCCAGUCCCAUGGCUUGCUCAGGACAGCAGAAGAGACAGUUCACUUUGUUACUUCCAUACAAUCCCGUAGACGGUUAAAUCCUUCUCAAGUUGAAACUUUCAACAAUCAGAGAGGCCUAACAUCUCAUCUGGGACCAAAUGCCAGACCGACUGGAUUUGUAAGCAGCGAGCAGUUGCAGGAGAUCCUCCAGGAGCUGAGUUUGGAUGCAGUCAUGGAAACCACGCUUCGAUCUCCCGGUCAGACGUCCAGAACGCCUUCUCAGCUAAAAUUUAGUGAAGUCUCCGCACUUUCCCCUCUCUCCCUGCGGACACCACGCUCCCCUCAUCCACCGGUUCUCUUCCGCUACCCCAGCAUCUCCCCUUACACGAUGAGGAAACGUCGGCCACCCUUUCACUCUUCCAGAAGAGGUUUGGCCUGCUUCUACACAGGUUCAGCGGCCGCCGGUUGUGGGAGAAUAAGGGACAAAUGUGAACACCAAAAUUCAGGCAGGGGCCCAGAUGGGGUCAUUGUGGAUGGUACCCUACUCCAAGGUCACAACACUGACCUUGAGCUGGGGGAGGAGGAGGAUGCGGAAGGGAAUGAAGUGAUAAGAAAAUGUCGGAGGUGUGUUUCAAGGUCCCACAGACGUUCAGUGUUGCCCUGUGCAGAACGCGAUCACACAGCUCCACCUGACGUGGAAGCUCGUGGUGACAAUGAGAAGCGCCACAGACACAUAAGGGACUCCUGUGGGUCCUGGGACUCUGAUUCUAGCAGCUCAACAGACUACUGUUACUACCACCGUCCGUACUGUGACUCCUGUCUGCAGCAAGGCUCUCUCCUGUCCUCAGACAGCUCCUCAGACUCCUCUGACAGCGAGUACGAAAGCUACACCAGCCUGUACCGCUCCCCACACCCUGUGGUAUUCAAAGAAGACAUCAAACCCACCUUUGUAUGAGCACAGGUUUACCGCACUUUACAUGUUCGUCCAUUUCCACCACAUGUAUUCAUGUCCUAAGAAAUACAGUACAGUUAGCUAUGAGGAUAAAGCAGGCACAGACUUGACUGCGCAUGAAGCUAAUGUGCAUCUACAAUGGGAGAUAAUUUGACUGUAGCCUUCAAUAGGAAUGUGUUUUGCAUUCUGCCUGAAAAGACCAUUAGUAUUCUUGAAUUUUGCAUUGUGGGACGGAGUGGGUCUUUUACUUGUGAGACUAUUAGAGUUGUGAAAACUUUUGUAGCUCAGAAACACAAUGCAGUUUCUUUUUUGAUAUUACUUAUGACAUUAUUUGUAGCUAUGUUUCUGCUGUCAGAAUUGUGCAAAUGCUGUAUUUAUUUUAUUAUUUAUUAGUGGAUGUUUUGUUGUACAGAAUUACUUUCUGUCUCCUUUAUACUGUUUUAUAUUGUCAAACACAUUCCUUAAAAUGUUGCUCUUCCA
Molecule: messenger RNA, 3257 nt
Organism: Dicentrarchus labrax (European seabass)
Lineage: Eukaryota; Metazoa; Chordata; Actinopteri; Moronidae
Gene: gpr156
Product: G protein-coupled receptor 156
Exons: 10
Coding region: 294-2780 (828 amino acids)
Biological process (GO): G protein-coupled receptor signaling pathway; gamma-aminobutyric acid signaling pathway
Cellular component (GO): membrane; G protein-coupled receptor heterodimeric complex
Molecular function (GO): G protein-coupled GABA receptor activity
Source: RefSeq, a predicted model, not a curated record